AUGUGUUUCAUUUCAGCCCCAUUACCUGCGAGUUCAACUGAUAUUCGUCCCAAUGCAACAUGGGCACAGAAUGGUGUUACGGUUGCUGGAGGAAAUGGAAAAGGCAGUGAAAUGAAUCAACUCUGGAGUCCAUUGAAUUUGUACCUCGAUGAUAAUCAAACAAUUUAUGUUGCUGAUACUAUAAAUUGCCGUAUUAUGGAAUGGAAAUAUGGUGCUAUAAAUGGAAAACUGGUUGUCGGUGGAAAUGGACAAGGAAAUGGAGCUCAUCAAUUAAGCUACCCACGAGACGUGAUUGUUGACAAAGGGAGUGAUAGUCUCAUCAUCAGCGAUACCGGGAAUAAUAGAUUAGUGCUAUGGCCUCAUCGAAAUGGUGUUCGUGGAGAAACUAUCAUUUCAAAUAUCUCUUGUGGUGGCUUGACAAUGGGCGAGAAUGGAUCUCUCUAUGUCGUUUCCAGAGAAAAACAUGAAGUGAGACGAUAUGAAACUGGUGACGCUAAAGGAACAGUGGUUGCAGGUGGCAAUGGAAAAGGAGAUCGUCUGAAUCAACUCUCCAAACCUCAAUACGUAUGCGUCGAUCGAGAUCAUUCAGUAUACGUGUGUGAAUCUGGAAAUCACCGUGUAACGAAAUGGGAAGAAGGGGCAAAACAAGGCAUUGUUGUAGCCGGUGGUCGAGGACAAGGAAGUAGUCUUACACAAUUAUCACGUCCUCGAGGAGUGAUUGUCGAUCAAUUGGGUACUGUCUAUGUGGCUGAUUAUUGGAAUCAUCGAAUCAUGCGUUGGCCAAAAGGAGCCAGACAGGGAAGUGUCAUUGUUGGUGGAAACGGUAAAGGAGCACAGUCGAAUCAACUCAAUUGUCCCAUAGGUUUAUCAUUCGAUCGAUAUGGCAAUCUCUAUGUCACGGAAAACGAAAAUCAUCGAGUACAAAAGUUUAAUAUCAAAUGA
Molecule: messenger RNA, 942 nt
Organism: Rotaria sp. Silwood2
Lineage: Eukaryota; Metazoa; Rotifera; Eurotatoria; Philodinida; Philodinidae
Source: the annotation of a GenBank genome assembly